GCUCCACCCGGUCACGUGAUCAGACGCAGCCAACGUCCGGGCGGCACGAGCAGCAGACAUGGCGUCGACUUUCACAGACCUGAACGGCCGCUGCAUUACCCUCGAACAAACACACCACUCGCCGCUAUGCCGCGAGUUUACAAUCCUCUCCCCGAAGAUGUCGUUGCGCUCGGUGCUGGGUUACACGGCCGCCGUUUGGCUGACCGCUUACGCCAUCUUCUAUCACACUCAGAACACUUCCGUGCUGUCAGCUUCAAUUGUUUUGACUCUGGUUGGGAUGAUACUGCACCUUCAUUUAUUUAAGAUUGAUCAGGAGUCGAUGCUGAUCAUUGGAUCGAUUGGAGUUCAGAUGAACACCUUGUAUGCCUCGGGGAGAGAGAGCGUGAGAUUCAUUGAAAUGAAGAAGGUGAAAGAUAUUGUGAUCAACGAAGCCAUUUAUAUGCAGAAAGUUAUCUACUACCUGUGCAUUCUGCUGAUAGACCCCGGAAACCCCAGGGGAGUGUCCGAGGUGGUGCCAGUAUUCCAGAGUGCCAAGCCACGUCUGGACUGUUUAUCGCAGGUGUACAGAAGCUGCCAAGAAAUCCUACAACAGACACAGGAGGAACAGUGAACGAGUCAAGGACAGGCCUUGUUCUGUCAGGUGUCUAAAGGAAGCCCUCGACCUGUCAAAUGAUCCUCAGCAGCCAGACAGUGAAGAGGACACAGCACUUCCCACUGCUGUCAGCAAUGUCAUGGAAACAAUCCCACCAGGUCGUAAACAUCAUCAGGUGGUGGAACUGCCCAUUGGAAAUGACAUCCUUGUUGUUGGCACACUUCACGAAAGAAGGAGGUUGGAGUAGCCAUAACAUACUGGACGCAGGGCAGUUAGAUGCAAUUACAGGCUGAUGGUUCUUUGUUCCUCAUGACCACCAGGGUGACAAAGACUUGCCAGAUAUUGCACCUUUCACAGUCACGCGAUCUGCCAGCACACAAGUGACGUACUUACGAAACGAGGUUGCUGUUGUAAUGUAGGAAGUGCAGUAGCAGUUAAAUGUGCAACGGUAUGCUAAUAAUUUGAUAAUCAGUUUAAGCUCAUGCUGAUUGAAGAAUAAACAGUGACCUGAACACCAGA
Molecule: messenger RNA, 1111 nt
Organism: Chiloscyllium plagiosum (whitespotted bambooshark)
Lineage: Eukaryota; Metazoa; Chordata; Chondrichthyes; Orectolobiformes; Hemiscylliidae
Gene: pigh
Product: phosphatidylinositol glycan anchor biosynthesis, class H
Biological process (GO): GPI anchor biosynthetic process
Cellular component (GO): glycosylphosphatidylinositol-N-acetylglucosaminyltransferase (GPI-GnT) complex
Source: RefSeq, a predicted model, not a curated record